Messenger RNA from Lactuca saligna, 411 nucleotides. The record is from the annotation of a GenBank genome assembly. NCBI's taxonomy places the organism in Eukaryota, Viridiplantae, Streptophyta, Magnoliopsida, Asterales, Asteraceae.
AUGGAUCCAAAACUCCCACCUAUGGUGGUCGGAGGUGGUAAAAACGUGCAAGGUGCUACACCCACGCUGGCAGAAGAAGAACAAGGUAGGUUCACAACUCCGACAAGGGCAGCAAUGGAGGGUGCUCCAUCUUCAUUGGGUAAGGAAGCGACGGUGGCAGUGCUGAGGAUAGUAGCGGCUUCGGUUGUCUACUUCCGAUCGUUCACGGCUCUACUGGCGGCAGCAGAUGAUGGGAUGAUGUCGUUUACCGAUGGGGUAGUAGGUGGGACUGGGCUGUCGGGCUUGGUGACGCAAAUGGUGGUUGAGGAGGCUCCAAUGGUAGAAACGAAUACCGGAAUGAAAGAGAUAGCGGCUGUAGUUCUUGCGCUAGGAUUAGGGUUUGAACCCUUAAAUACCCGUCUCCAUACAUAA